AUUGAAAGCUCAUUAAAGAACUAUGAAAAUAAUUUUCCUGAUAGCAGCACUUUUCUCUGCCGAAAUGUUAGGCGCAGUCGCAGCCAACUAUUGUGGCUCAUCAUUGUGUGCAACAGGUGUUACACACAUUGCCUGCAAUCACACUGGGAACUUUGAGUCCUCCUGUUCCCCCGACGCUGCCAUGGUUGAAAUUGGAAGAAAUCUUCAACAAUUCAUUGUCACUGAACACAACAGCAAACGUAAUUAUAUUGCUACCGGCAAUAUUGCAAAAUUUAAGCCAGCUUGCCGUAUGGCCACUAUGAGAUGGGAUCCGGAAUUGGCUAAGAUAGCUUCGUACAAUGUACGCCAAUGUAAAAUGGCCCAUGAUAAGUGUCGUAAUACUGCAAAGUAUAAGUUUUCAGGGCAAAAUUUGGCUUGGAGAUCCUACACAGGCACACCGAACAUACAGCAGUUGAUCAACGUAGCCAUAAAUGCCUGGUAUGUGGAAUAUAAGUAUACCACAUGGCAGCAGUUGCAGUCCUAUCCUUUGAAUUAUCAGGGGCCAGACAUUGGUCACUUUACGGCCAUGAUGGGUGAACGCAACAUUGCUGUGGGCUGUGCUGCCUCCACUUAUUCUACCAAUGGUGUAAAUUACAAGACAUUCUUAAUUGCCUGCAACUAUGCAACCACGAACAUGUAUAACAAACCAAUUUAUGUUGGAUGCGCAAGACCAGCGGUUAAUUGCAAAGUCGGUAGAAAUUCGAAAUAUCCGAAUCUCUGUGCACCCAAAGAAGUGUAUAAUGUCAACAAAUGGUGA
This is a messenger RNA of Musca domestica (house fly), 796 nucleotides long. Its product is annotated as antigen 5 like allergen Cul n 1-like. The coding region runs from base 23 to 796 and encodes 257 amino acids. The transcript has 3 exons. Lineage: Eukaryota; Metazoa; Arthropoda; Insecta; Diptera; Muscidae. The record is from RefSeq and is a predicted model, not a curated record.